Molecule: messenger RNA, 306 nt
Organism: Echinostoma caproni
Lineage: Eukaryota; Metazoa; Platyhelminthes; Trematoda; Plagiorchiida; Echinostomatidae
Source: the annotation of a GenBank genome assembly
AUGAUGGCGAGGAGGGCGCGGAAGUUGGAUUUAAGGGCGAUUGAGAAGAAGACUAAAGUGUUCCACGCAUCGAGACAAUUUCCCUGCGCUUCAGAAAUGAGCUCAUUGGAGGUGCUGCGCUGCACAGAGUGGGUGACCUGUUUCUUGCCCGAUGCUGAUCGACCCCGCGAUAGGAUCGACACUCUUCAAUCGAAGAAACCCAUCGUGAACGGAUGCGGACGUAAUCAAUUUGAUGCGCCGUUCGGCCGUCGUAAGAGUACCACGUUAGAAGAUGCCUUUUUGGAUGUUGAAAUCGCGUGUUGGUGA